CAUCCUCCUAGAGCCAAACAAAAGAAAGAGAACGAGAGAACAACGUUAGGACCUCAAUGUCCACCCUAUGCCUGGUUUUAAAGCAGACACAGUGUAGCAUAUGUACAGACGGGGAGCAGCCCCCUCUGUGAGUUUCCUCAGGGAGGGAAACUAUGGGAAACUUAGCCACAAAUGAUCAGAACUGUAACAAUGAGGCUGGCUAGCUGGAGACCUGUGGCUGGUGACCAGGAGCUGUGAGCAAAGAGAGGAGGGACACCAGUCGUGGAGUUAAUGGGGGAACUGGGGGUACUGUGCUUGGAGAGCGGGGGUUAGAUGAGAAAACGAUGUAGGGCUGCAAAUACAUAAAGAAAAAGGGAUAAUGUGGCAGGAGAGAGCAGGAAGACCGGGCUGACAUGAAUAAGUUGGACUGGAGAAGAGAGUGCUGGAUAGGAGAGAAAAGUGCUUGACUGUACAAAAAAUCUUAUGAUCGCCCUCCUGCACUGGGUUUUAGUGGCCACGGCGUAACAAACGCACGCUGUAAGGAGUGCAUGUACACCUGGAGCCACACACGAGCAUCACACACACGGUGUGACACAAACGCACAGGCCGUAACACACACACAGGGGUUAACAGGCGCACGGUGCCAUGAAAACACGCGGUGUCACACGCAAACACACAGAACACGCGGAGAACAAGACGCACACUGCGGAACUCACUCGCACACCGCGGCCCCCGCGCAUGCGCGCCCCCGCGGCGGCCGCUCCCCGCGCGCACGCGCAGCGCCGCGCCGUGCCCGCGGCGGGCGCGCGCGGUGCAGUGUGGGAAGGAGGCGGCCCCGGCCCGGCGGAGCGCGGCGCUGAAUCCUCCCGGCCGCUCACAGCACUGUGGAGCCGCUUCCCGCCCCAUCUCCCCUCCGGCCGCCGCCGCCGCCGCCUCCUCCUCCACCCCACACACGCAUCCUCCCCCCCGCCCCCCUCCCGCCGGCCCGCCGAUUUAAAGGGGCAGCGGCGCCGGCCGGGGGGAACCAUGCCGAACUUCUGCGCGGCGCCCAACUGCACCCGCAAGAGCACCCAGUCCGACCUGGCCUUCUUCCGCUUCCCCCGGGAUCCGGCCAGAUGUCAGAGAUGGGUAGAGAACUGUCGAAGGGCAGAUUUAGAAGAUAAAACUCCAGAUCAACUCAACAAACAUUACAGAUUGUGUGCUAAACAUUUUGAGACUUCUAUGAUAUGCAGAAGUAGCCCAUACAGAACAGUUCUACGGGAUAAUGCUGUGCCAACUAUAUUUGAUCUUACAAGUCACCUGAACAAUCCCCACAGCAGACAUAGGAAAAGGAUAAAAGAGCUGAGUGAAGAGGAAAUAAGAACAUUGAAGCAGCAAAAGAUUGAUGAAGCUUUUGAACGGAAACAGGCAACUCAAGAAUUGAAUGAAAACAAUGAGCAAAAUACUGUCUCAGAGGAAGGAGGGGAAGAACAAGAGGAAAAAGCUGUCCCCUUAACACUGGAAGAAAGAGAAAACAAAGAUUACCUUAAAUCAUUAUUUGAAAUUUUGAUCCUAAUGGGUAAACAAAAUAUUCCAUUGGAUUGCCAUAAUGUUGAUGAACUUCCAGAAGGUAUUUUUGCUUCAGAUAACUUUCAGGCUCUGCUGGAAUAUAGAAUAAAUGGUGGCGAUGAAGUUCUGAGGAAACGAUUCGAGAUGACUGCAGUCAACCUUGAGUAUUGUUCGAAAACUCAGCAGAAACAAAUGCUUGAGAUCUGCGAAAACUGUGUUAGAGAGGAGACACUGAGGGAAGUAAGAGACUCGCACUUCUUUUCUAUUGUCACUGAUGAAGUAGUAGACAUAGCAGGGGAGGAACAUCUGCCAGUGUUGGUGAGGUUUGUUGAUGAUUCUCACAAUCUAAGAGAAGAAUUCAUAGGAUUUUUACCAUAUGAGGCUGAUCCUGAAAUUUUAGCUGUUAAGUUCCACGCAACUAUUACUGAAAAGUGGGGUCUAAACAUGGAGUACUGUCGGGGUCAAGCCUACAUUGUCUCCAGUGGAUUUGCUUCUAAAAUGAAAGUUGUGGCUACAAGACUCUUGGAAAAGUAUCCACAAGCUGUGUAUACACUCUGUUCCUCCUGUGCCUUAAAUGUUUGGCUGGCAAAAUCUGUUCCUGUUGUUGGUGUUUCCAUUGCAUUAGGAACAAUUGAAGAAGUUUGCUGUCUUUUUAAUCAAUCUCCACAAUUAUUAGUAGAACUGGACAACACAAUUUCUGCUCUUUUUCAGGACAAUGACGAGAAGGGUAAUGAGUUGAAGAAGAUCUGCCGUUCUCAGUGGACAGGCAGGCAUGAUACUUUUGAGGUUUUAGUGGACCUCCUGCAAGCACUGGUAAUGUGCUUGGAUGCUGUGAGUAGUGACUUGUCUGUCAGGUGGAACAACUUCAUCGUCGGUCGAGCAUUUGUACUUUCAAGUGCAUUAACAGAUUUUGAUUUCAUUGUCACUAUUGUAAUUAUGAAAAAUGUUCUGUCUUUUACGAGAGCAUUUGGAAAAAAUCUCCAGGGACAAACAUCAGAUGUGUUCUUUGCAGCUGGCAGCUUAACAGCAGUAUUGCACUCUCUGAAUGAAGUGAUGGAGAAUAUUGAAGUUUACCAUGAAUUUUGGUUUGAGGAAGCCACAAAUUUGGCUACAAAACUGGAUGUACAAAUUAGACUCCCAGGAAAAUUUCGCCGGGCACAACAGGGGAACUUUGACCCUGAUAUGACAUCAGAAAAUUACUACAAAGAAAUCCUAAGUGUUCCAACAGUAGAGCAUAUUAUUCAAGAAUUGAAAGAUAUUUUCUCAGAACAACAUUUAAAAGCUCUUAAAUGUUUAUCGUUAGUGCCCUCAGUCAUGGGACAACUCAAAUUCAAUACAUCUGAGGAGCAUCAUGCUGACAUGUUCAAAAAUGACUUGCCCAAUCCAGACACACUUUCUGCUGAGCUUCACUGUUGGAGAAUCAAGUGGAAGCACAGAGGAAAAGAUAUUGAACUUCCAGCUACCAUUUAUGAAGCACUUCACUUACCUGACAUAAAGUUUUUCCCUAAUGUUUAUGCAUUGCUUAAAGUCUUGUGCUUGCUUCCAUUGAUGAAGGUGGAGAAUGAAAAAUACGGAAUAGGACGAAAGCGCUUAAAGGCAUACCUGAAAAACACCUUGACAGGGCAAAGGUCAAGCAACCUUGCUUUGCUGAACAUUAACUUUGACAUAAAACAUGACUUAGAUUUGAUGGUGGAUACUUAUAUUAAACUCUAUCCAGAUAAAGCAGAAUUUCAAGACUGUAUUCCUUCAAACAAUUCUGAAGUAACAGAUGAUGCCUAACUUUUUAAGCUCUAACCAAUCCGUUGAAACAGCUUGUUCUUAAUUAAGUUUCAAAGCUGGGGAGAAAAACUGGUGAAAUCUUAAAAAAUCACUGCAAUUGUGUUUCCAUUAUAGGCCUUGGACUGAACAAGCUGUGGUCAAUGACCUAAAUUAUGUGUUGUUAGUCCACACUAAAUGUGUUUGGCAAACAAAAUCAAGCCUGACACAAGCCCAUGCUGUUGGCAGAGGUGCUUUCUACAUCUGAUUGGCUUAACUAGGUGCUCAUUUACUUUAUUGCAUCGUGGAAAAAGUACAUUAUGAUUGUAGAUCUGAUGGGGCUGUUACGUAUUCACUGAUGAAUUAGGAUGAGAAAGAAACUCAAAAUAUUAAAAGGUGUAAUCUAUUUCAGUUCUGUUACUUAGGAAUUUUUUUUAAAAAAACAAACUUUUAAGAAAGUCUUUGAUGUAUAUUUGAGUGGCAUUUUGGAGAGUGGAUUCAGCUCUUGCACGCUCCCUGUGCUGUGGACAGGUCUCAGUGUAAAGUGAAUGUCAGUGAUAUAGGGGAACUUUUACGGUUUUGUUGGAAGAGUCAACCUCUUUAAUCUCUUGAUGACUGUUUACAUUCCUUUGUGUCAGACACAAAACUUUUUUCUUUAGGCUUAACAGGCAUGGCAAUAUUUAAAUUCCUAAAUGACACUAAAAACUUAAAAUUUAUUCCACAAACAUUUAAAUCUGUUUGCUCUGCCCCGACUCUGACACAAACCCAUGCAUCUUAUGUUUAUUUGUAAACUCACUCUGGAAAGAUUAAAAUAAGAGUUUGUUGUUUGUCUAGAAGUAAGAUUGAAAAUAUUGCUGUUAUUUUUGGUGAGAAUGAAACAUUUUUGUACAGUUUAUGGAAAUUUAAAAUAAAAUGUGAAUUGCUUUUUACAUA
Messenger RNA from Oenanthe melanoleuca, 4215 nucleotides. It is a transcript of the gene THAP12, whose product is annotated as THAP domain containing 12. The transcript has 5 exons. The coding region runs from base 625 to 3306 and encodes 893 amino acids. NCBI's taxonomy places the organism in Eukaryota, Metazoa, Chordata, Aves, Passeriformes, Muscicapidae. The record is from RefSeq and is a predicted model, not a curated record.